GCAGGCAGAGGAGCGUCGCGGAGCCGCGGGAGCCCGUCCAGGUGUACGGCCAGGUUAACCUGAAUGAUUCUCACAAUCAGAUGGUCGUGCACUGGGCAGGAGAAAAGAGCAACGUGAUCGUGGCCUUGGCUAGAGACAGCCUGGCGAUACCAAGUCUCCAGAACAGCGAUGUUUAUGUGUCUUACGACUAUGGGAAGACAUUUAAAAAAAUAUCAGAGAAAUUCAGCUUUGGUGCAGGGAAUACCAGCAAGGUGGCGAUUGCUCAGUUCUACCACAGCCCCGCUGACAACAAAAGGUACAUCUUUGUGGAUGUCUUCAUCCAGUACCUCUGGAUCACGACUGAUUUCUGCAACAGUACUCAGGGCUUCUCCAUUCCCUUCAGAGCAGCAGAUCUUCUCUUGCACAGCAGGAACCCCAACCUGGUUUUGGGCUUUGAUAGCUCUCAUCCUAACAAACAGCUUUGGAAAUCAGAUGAUUUUGGUCAGACCUGGAUAAUGAUUCAGGAGCAUGUGAAAUCUUUCUCUUGGGGCGUUGAGCCAUAUGAUAAGCCAAAUACAGUUUACAUAGAACGGCACGAACCUUCGGGGUCUUCAACUAUCAUUCGCAGCACAGAUUUCUUUCAAACCAGGGAAAAUAAAGAAAUCAUUCUGGAAGAAGUGGAUGACUUCCAGUUCAGGGACAAGUAUCUCUUUGCCACAAAGACAGUGCAUUUAUUGGGUGGCCAGCAGCAGCCUUCAGUUCAGCUCUGGGUUUCCUUCAACCGCAAGCCAAUGCAAGCUGCACAGUUUGUAACCAGGCAUCCGAUUAAGGAGUACUACAUUGCCGACGCAUCCGAGGACCAGGUGUUUGUGUGCGUCAGCCACAGUAACAACCGCACCAACCUGUACAUCUCAGAAGCAGAAGGACUGAGGUUUUCACUGUCUUUAGAGAACGUGCUGUACUAUAGCCCCGGAGGAGCAGGCAGCGAUACCCUGGUCAGGUAUUUUGCCAACGAGCCUUUUGCAGACUUCCACCGAGUUGAGGGUGUGAGGGGCGUGUACAUCACCACGCUGAUAAACGGCUCCUUCAGCGAAGAGAACAUGCGGUCCGUCAUCACCUUUGACAAAGGGGGGACCUGGGAGUUCCUGCAGGCUCCAGCAUACACGCGCUAUGGAGAAAAGAUAAACUGCGAGUUUUCCCAGGGCUGCUCUCUUCACCUGGCCCAGAGACUGAGCCAGCUGCUUAACUUCCAGCUACGCAGAAUGCCCAUUCUCUCCAAAGAGUCUGCUCCAGGACUGAUCAUUGCUACAGGCUCGGUUGGCAGGAACAUGGCAAGCAAGACAAACGUCUAUGUUUCAAGCAGUGCCGGAGCAAGAUGGAGAGAGGCACUCUCUGGACCCCAUUAUUAUACCUGGGGGGACCACGGUGGCAUUCUUGUGGCAAUAACAGAGGGCACAGAGACAGACCAGCUCAAGUAUAGCACAAAUGAAGGGGAGACCUGGAAAACAUUCACUUUCUCAGAUAAGCCAGUAUUUGUAUACGGACUGCUUACUGAACCUGGGGAGAAGAGCACUAUAUUCACCAUCUUUGGCUCCUACAAAGAGAAUGGCCACAGCUGGUUGAUACUACAGAUCAACACCACUGAUGUGCUUGGAGUGCCUUGCACUGAAAACGAUUACAAGCUGUGGUCACCCUCCGAUGAACGAGGUAAUGAGUGUUUACUGGGGCAUAAAACAGUUUUCAAAAGGAGGACUCCUCAUGCGACUUGUUUCAAUGGAGAAGAUUUCGAUAGACCCGUGAUGGUCUCCAACUGCUCUUGUACAAGGGAAGACUUUGAAUGCGACUUUGGCUUUAAACUAAGUGAUGAUUUAUCAUUAGAAGUUUGUGUCCCUGAUCCUGAAUUUGCUGGGAAACCAUUUUCCCCUCCUGUUCCUUGCCCCGUUGGCUCAACUUACAGGAAGACAAGAGGAUACCGCAAGAUCUCUGGGGACACGUGUGUGGGUGGAGACAUUGAGUCCCGACUAGAAGGGGAGCUGGUGCCGUGCCCUCUAGCAGAGGAGAACGAGUUUAUUUUGUACGCCACACGCUACUCUAUCCACCGUUAUGAUCUUUCUUCUGGAAUAAGUGAAGAGUUGCCUCUAACUGGCUUGCAAGGGGCAGUGGCCCUGGAUUUUGAUUAUGAUCACAACUGCUUGUACUGGGCAGAUGUAACGCUUGACAUCAUACAGCGUCUUUGCUUAAAUGGCAGCUCUGGACAGGAGAUAAUCAUUAGUACUGGCCUAGAAACAGUGGAAGCUUUGGCUUUUGAACCUCUCAGUCAGCUGCUUUACUGGGUCAAUGCUGGUAUUCCAAAAAUUGAGGUUUCCAACCCAGAUGGAGACUUGAGAUUCACUGUUUUAAACUCUUCUGUGCUUGAACGGCCCAGAGCCCUGGCUCUGGUUCCCAAAGAAGGGUUGAUGUUCUGGACUGACUGGGGAGACUCAAGACCGGGCAUUUACAGAAGUGAUAUGGAUGGUUCAUCAGCCAGCUGCAUCGUCUCUGUGGGAGUGCGGUGGCCAAAUGGCAUUUCUGUGGACGAUCAGUGGAUCUACUGGACAGAGGCUUACAUGGACAGAAUUGAGAGGGUGGAUUUUAAUGGAAUGCAGAGAUCCAUGAUCCUGGACAGCCUUCCGCACCCUUAUGCUAUCGCUGUAUUCAAGAAUGAAAUCUACUGGAACGACUGGUCACAGCUGAGUAUUUUUAGAGCAUCCAAGUACAGCGGAUCGAGAAUGGAGAUUCUGGUUGGCCGAUUAAAUGGGAUCAUGGAUAUGAAGAUCUUUUACAGGGGAAAGACAACAGGGCAGAACGCCUGCAUUGCCAAGCCUUGCAGCCUGCUCUGCUUACCAAAAUCAAACAAUGGCAGGAGCUGCAAGUGCCCAGAGGGAGUCUCCAGCAGCCUGCUCCCAUCGGGGGAAGUGAGGUGCGACUGCCCACGUGGCUAUCGGAUGAAGAACACCACCUGCAUAAAGGAAGAAAACACCUGUCUGCCCAACCAGUACAGAUGCUUCAAUGGGAACUGCAUAAACAGCAUUUGGCAGUGUGACAACGAUAAUGACUGUGGAGACAUGAGCGAUGAGAAAAACUGCCCCACAACAGUGUGCGACGCCGAGACUCAGUUCCACUGCCAGGGCUCAGGGACUUGCAUCCCGCUGUCCUACAAAUGCGACCUUGAGGAUGACUGCGGAGAUAACAGCGAUGAAAGUCACUGCGAGGCUCACCAGUGUAGAAACGAUGAAUUCAGCUGCAGCUCAGGGAUGUGCAUUCGUCUUUCGUGGAUGUGUGACGGCGAUAACGAUUGCAGAGACUGGUCAGACGAAGCAAACUGCACUGCAGUAUACCAUACAUGUGAAGCCUCCAGUUUCCAGUGCCGGAACGGACAUUGCAUCCCCCAGCGGUGGGUCUGCGAUGGCGAUGCCGACUGCCAGGACAGCUCCGAUGAGGACCCUACCAACUGCGAGAAAAAAUGCAAUGGCUUCCAGUGUCCGAAUGGGACCUGCAUUCCAACCAGCAAGCACUGCGACGGGAUGCACGACUGCUCUGAUGGCUCAGAUGAACAGCACUGUGAGCCCCUUUGUACACGUUACAUGGACUUUGUGUGUAAGAACCGGCAGCAGUGCUUGUUCCACUCCAUGGUGUGUGAUGGCAUUGUCCAGUGUCGGGAUGGCUCAGAUGAAGAUGCCGACUAUGCUGGAUGCUCACAAGACCCAGAGUUUCACCGGACCUGCGACCAGUUCAGCUUCCAGUGCCAGAAUGGCGUGUGCAUUAGCUUGGUGUGGAAGUGUGAUGGGAUGGACGAUUGUGGGGAUUACUCUGAUGAAGCAAACUGCGAAAAUCCAACAGAAGCCCCAAACUGCUCUCGAUACUACCAGUUCCAGUGUGCAAAUGGGCACUGCAUCCCGAACAGGUGGAAAUGCGAUGAGGAGAACGACUGUGGAGACUGGUCGGAUGAGAAGGAUUGCGGGGGUUCGCAGAUACUGCCCUUUACCACGGCGGCCCCAACGACGUGCUCACCUAAUCACUUCCGUUGUAACAGUGGCGCCUGCAUCAUGAACAGCUGGGCGUGUGACGGAUACAGGGACUGCCCAGAUGGCUCUGAUGAGGAAGCCUGUCCAACUUCAUUAAUCAAUGUCACUGCGACCUCCAGCACCUUCCUGGGCCGGUGCAGCCGAUUCGAGUUCGAGUGCCAGCAGCUGAGGAAAUGCAUCCCAAACUGGAAGCGAUGCAAUGGCGUGGGAGACUGCCAGGAUGGCACGGACGAGAUGAACUGUCCUACACCCAGCACACUGUCAUGCCCUGAUGGCUAUAGAUGUGAAGAUGGGGAGGCCUGCCUCAUGACAACAGAACUGUGUGAUGGAUUUCUUGACUGCCCAGAUAGCAGCGACGAGAAAAACUGCACUGAUGACACAAUUGUGUACAAAGUCCAGAAUCUCCAGUGGACUGCUGAUUUCUCUGGUGAUGUGACUUUAACCUGGGCUCGACCCAAAAAAAUGCCCUCCGCAUCCUGUCUCUAUAACGUCUAUUAUAGGAUGGUUGGUGAAAGUAUUUGGAAAAUUUUAGAAACUCACAGCAACAAAACAAACAGCAUCUUAAAAGUCCUCAAGCCGGAUUGCACGUACCAAGUCAAAGUCCAGGUCCAUUGUCUCACCAAAAUCUACAACACUAACGACUUCGUUACUCUGCGCACACCGGAAGGAUUACCCGAUGCCCCUUUCAAUCUUCAGCUGUCCCUAAACAAAGAGGUCGAAGGCACAGUGAGCAGCCGCUGGACUCCACCUGCGAAUGCCCAUGGCCUGAUACGAGAAUACAUUGUGGAAUACAGCAGAAGUGGCUCCAACGAGUGGUCAUCACUUCGAGCCAGUAGGAACUAUACUGAGAUCAAGGACCUGCAGCUCAACACACUGUAUACCUUUAGAGUUGCCGCGGUAACUAGUCGGGGAGUAGGAAACUGGAGCGAUUCCAAAUCCAUCACCACCACAAAAGGCAAAGUUAUUCCGCCGCCUACCAUACAUAUUGAGAGUUACAGUGAAGACUCUAUUAGUUUCACCCUGAAAAUGGACACUAAAACUAAGGUGACUGGUUAUGUCGUGAACAUCUUCUGGACAUUUGAUACCCACAGGCAGGAAAAAAGGACUUUGUUCAUAGAGGGAGAAAAGUCCACGCAAAAAGUGGCUAAUUUGACAGCUCACACACCGUAUGAAAUUUCUGCUUGGGCCAAGACCGAACUGGGUGACAGUCCUUUGUCUUUUGCACAUGUUGUGACCAGUGGUACGAGACCCGCACCUCCAAGCCUCAAAGCCAAAGCCAUCAACCAGACGGCGGUGGAAUGUAACUGGACAGGACCAAAGCACGUGGUAUAUGGUGUUUUCUAUGCUACAUCUUUCCUAGAGCUAUACAGAAACCCUCACAACACUACCACUACUGCAUAUAACAUCACCAUGAUUGUGAACAGGGAUGAGCAGUACCUGUUUCUGGUCCGUGUGAUAUCGCCUUAUCAAGGGCCACCUUCUGACUACAUUGUGGUGAAGAUGAUACCCGACAACAGGCUUCCUCCUCGGCAUCUCCAUUCUGUGCUCACUGGAAAGACAUUUGCAGUCAUUAAAUGGGAGUCGCCCUACGAUUCACCUGACCAGGACAUGUUAUAUGCUGUUGCAGUAAAGGAUUUAGUAAGAAAAAUGGAUAAAAUCUACAAAGUGAAAACCCGUAACAGCACAGUGGAAUACACCAUUAAAAAGCUGGAACCUGGAGGAAAAUAUCACAUAAUCAUUCAACUCGGAAACAUGAGCAAAGAAUCCAGCAUGAAAAUUAACACAGUUCCUCUGUCUGCACCAGAUGCCCUAAAAAUUAUAACCGAGAAUGACCACAUUCUGCUUUUUUGGAAGAGUUUAGCCUUAAAAGAAAGUAAUUUUAACGAAAGCCGGGGUUAUGAGAUUCACAUGUUUGACAGCGCAAUGAAUAUCACAGCUUAUCUUGGGAACACCACAGAGAACUUCUUCAAAAUUUCCAACCUGAAGCUUGGCCAUAACUAUUCAUUCACAGUUCAGGCCAGAUGUCUUUACAGUGGACAGAUGUGCGGGGAGCCUGCUACACUUCUUUAUGAUGAACUAGAAACUGGUGAAGAUCACGCAGCAUCCCAAAUGGGAAAAUCCACGGACGUAGCUGCCGUUGUGGUCCCAAUCUUAUUCCUGUUGCUUGUGACCGUGGGAAUAGGGUUUGUUGUAUUAUACAUGAGACACAGAAGGCUUCAGAACAGUUUCACUGCCUUUGCGAAUAGCCACUACAGCUCUCGUCUCGGCUCAGCUAUAUUCUCAUCAGGUGAUGAUUUAGGUGACGAGGACGACGAAGCACCGAUGAUAACUGGAUUUUCAGACGACGUCCCCAUGGUCAUUGCGUGAAGCUCAUUUCUUGACUGUAAACCAAAUGGUGUAAAUAUUUCAUUUGAUAAAAAUAGUCAAUUGUUUAUUUUACAAAUGCACUUUGAGUUGCAAUACGUUAUUUUUAUAUGGGCCAAAAAAAGAAAAAGAAAAAAAAACACUUUGUAGUAAUCAACUGUGAACUGCAAAAACCAGGUUGAUUUAGUAACAAAUUGCUUUGAUUUAACAUUAAUUUAGUCUUACAAGGCUAUGCUUGCUGGGCAUGCUUUCAAGUCUGUGAGAUAUUUUCUGUUGAUGAAAUUGGCUACUCUUUUUAUUUUUCUAAGACAAUAAUAAAUUUAUUUAAAAAAAAUUCAGGAGAUUAUAUAGAGAGAGAGAGAGAGAGAUAAGUAAUAUAGUCCCUGAAGGUUUUACUUUUACUUUGAAAAUCGUUUGGACUUUGUUUUAUAUGGAAGUAUUUUGUUUUGUUAAUUUAUUGGGAAAUCUGCGUUAGAUCAGAUUUUCAGAGUCGUCAGACAUUGUACACAUUAUUGUGUAGAACAUGUGCCACUUUAUCUUGCAAGGCAGUAGUUUUUCAUCACCAGAUUCAUUGUUGUUGCCAUAAAGCAAAUAAAACAAAUGUUAUUUUGCUUUUUAAUAUUUUUCCAUGAUUCAACAAACAAUUUGGGGUCAUUAUUUUGAAAUGUGGGCCCCUUUUCAGGAUAGCUCUUAAGUAUGAAAUUAACUUUAAGCAUGGAUUUAAAUCCUAAUUACUUUAGCAGGACGUAAGCCAGUGCUUCAGUGCUUUCCUGAACUGGGGAAUGCAGAUCUAUGAAGCAAAUGUACCUGAUUUUCAGAGAUGCUCAGGACCCCACAGCUCCUGCUGACUUUGAAAAGUCAGGCCACUUUUUAACCCAGACUCAAUAUGUGCCUAACUAUAAACACAUACCUAAUGAUGCACCUGAGUCAAGGUCUUAUUUAAGAGAUUCAGGGCCACAUUGUGCCAAUGCUUAUGCAUGUGAGUGAUUUCACACACACAUACACACACACACACACUAGUAGUAUAUUGUCAGCCACUGUGCUACUCACAUGAGUAAAGUUACUUGUAUGAUGAGUUUAGAGAUCUGGCACGAAAUAGGGAUUUAGGUAUGCAUAUGCAAGCACCCAGGUUUUCAGUGUUUGUCCCUUACCUCCACACUCGAUGUUACUACAGUCUGCAAUGUUCUGUAAAUCACCAGCAUUGUCCUAAAUGCUUUAGGGUUACGCGCAAUAGUGAAGUUGUUAAUUGUACCCUCUAUUGUUUUGCCUGAUUUUCUCAUUAAAUAGUUUUCUAAUGCCUGUCAAUAACAUCACUGGAAAAAAAAUGGCCAGUAAUAUUUUUAAAACACAAACUCAGUGAGACAAAACAUAUACCCUCCAAGAUACUAAUGUAUUGAUGUGUGACCCAGGAAAAACCUCAGGGUAAAUGCAGAGUAAGUGCUGAGACGUAGGUGUUCCGCAAUCUUAAAAAGCCUUAUGCAUCUGAAAAUCCAAAAUUAUUUGCAUUUGCAAUAGGAUUCUUUAUUCCUUCCUAUUAUCUGAAAGUAGCUGUGGCUCUAACUUCAAUUACGAAGUAACACACACACACACACAUAUAUAUUUUGUGUGUGUACACACAUAUAUAUUUUGUGUGUGUACACACACACACACACACAGUACUCACCAUCUUGCAGUUACUGUAGGCAUACUACCAGUUACAAAGCUCAAAUUUAGCCUCUGGAAAUGUAUGGUAUCAUUGCCUAGCCUUCUUGUGAUAGUAGAGCGUGAAUCUCCCCACCACGUCAAACUACUUGCCACCCCAAGUGAAUGUUCAUGGGUCACGUUGAUACAUAUUCUGUAUAUGCAAAACCUAGCCACUGUACGCAGUACAAUUCAAUGCAUUGUCUUGUCAUGAUGUAUUUUGUUUGAUUAAAUCAAAAGUAUCUUUGUUGUGUAAUUUAAAAUAUAAUUGCAGUCUUCCGACAGAUGGAGUGAGAGCAGAAAGGGCCAACCAUAUUUUGAUAGGCAAUGGAUCUCUUUAAUUUCAAAUACAGGAAAUAUAUAAAUAGUACAAGUUCUGUAUGCUUCCAUGUGCUAGAGAAAUACAAAAUAUAUAUUUUAACUAAUCAUUAUCACUGUCCUUAGCCAAUGAUAAAUUGAUUUAAUGUUUUUCUGUCGGUGGCCAAAACUAAUUUGGAUUCGACUACUGAUGCUUUAUUUAAGCUUGGGAAGUUGCGGCUUCCUUGUUUACUUGGCUAGAGCACCAGAUGUUGUUCUGAAGUACAUUGUGAGUAACACCAGCACAGCAUGCUAUCAUAUUGAAUCAUUCAGGAUUUACAUUAGAAUAUCCCAGAUUAGAAUUUAGUCUAGCAUCACAAAUUCCUAGAUUCAUCAAAAGAUUCAAAUGAGUUUCUAGGAAAAAGAAAGAACACGAGAGAGAAAAUAUUCAUCCCAAGAGUCCAGCUACUGUUUCUUUUUAAACAGUUGCAUCUCCCCAGUUAACACUGCCUUAAAAAAGGCAGUCUCUCAAAGGGUAUGAGUUUCUAUUGCACAUUCAGCCUGGUCAGAUCCUACUUGCUUUAUUUGUACUCCCACUUCACAAAAUGUAUCCGAGUAAGACGAGCAGGAUUUCACCCCCAUUUUUCACCCGUAAUGAAAUACCCUAAGGAUGAGCUCCAUUAACUAACCUCAUGGCCAUUUGAAAUAUCCAACCAAGAUUCCUCAGUACGUUUUCAAGCUUUUGACAAGAAAGACCCAGUCCAGUUGGGCAACUGAUAAUUGCUGGUCAUUCAGAAAAAUUUCACUGCACUCAUUACUCAGCAGCAUAUGUACCCAACGUAGGCCGUGUCCAGUUUAAAAUAUGCUGUUGGAAAUUAAACGUGCUGGAUAACAGUGCCUCAGUUAUAUAAUGCAUGCGAAACCGGGUCUGCACAAUGUCCGUGCGUUGCUAAUGUGAAAUGAAGGAUUUCAGUGGCAUUGAAGCAAUGCAUGGCCCUUGUGCUAAGUCUGCAGGACCGAAUUCCACCCUGUGUGAAUAAGUACUGCGGUGGAUAGACAUCCUCAACCCUUAAACAUUUUCCCUUACUGCAAAAAUGGCCAAGCAGCUUUACAGGGCUAGUGUAUUUUUUAUACAUAGAAAACUAAGCUCCAGGGAAGGGGUGUGGGGGGGGGAGGCGUGGGCUGGAUAGAUGCAGUUAUAGGCAAAUUGUAUAUUUUUAUGAACUUUCGAAGCACAGAAUCUUGUUAACAGAGAUGUGUGGAGGGGGUUUUUGUUGUAAAUUCGGGAAGCAGCUACGGAUGCAGAUUCUUGCUCUUGGUUUAAGAAACGCGACAGGAAACAGUACCCUGACUUAAUGAAGAGGGUGGGAUUUCCCUCGCAGUGACAAAACAAAGUGACUGGUUAACUUAGUUCGGAGGGCGCUGGGUUGUAAUCUGAUUUUGGUGAAUUUUCCAGUUCUUUAAUAUCAGUCAAAUGUUCAAAUCAAUUUUGUUUUUCGCGGAAGAUGUUAGAAGGAGACUGGCACUCUUAAGUCCAUUUGAACUAAAGAGAAGUGACGACAUUUGAAAGAUGUUGCCCGCCACAUUUCAGCUCCACCCGGUAAAAUCAGUGUGGAGGCACCAUUUCCGGGACUAGAAGUCCAGACACCAAGUCAAGUCAUAUUUGCUCUUCUUGCCUCUAUGGCAGAUUAGACGAUUGGGUCUCAGACGGGUCAUUUCCAGGCUGAUGGUCAGAAGCCAUUCCCGCAUCAGAAUUAGCAGAAUAUUUGGACCUGAUGGUUGGUAGGAGGCUUGUAGUAAAUGAGUUGGUGGGUUCAUUUCUUACCGGACAGGUGUCCAAAUCAUUAAAACCUGUGAACAAGAGAGCACUAAUUAUUGAAGCUGUUUCUAAACUUAUUCAAAGGCCUAAAACCAUGGUCAGAAGCUAUGGAAACUUGAACUGCUGUUGCAACCUGAGUUAAUAAUACAUCUUUUUCUUUUCCUUCUUCCUCCUUCUCUGCCCUCCCACGAGUGCAGACACAAUCAUUGCCAUCUCUUUACAUGACCCUCAAAGCAUUUAACAAAAUAAUGAAUUGGUUUGCCAGCACAGACAACCAUAAUCGAGCAGAGCCAAAAUUAUAUUGUCCUCUACAAAUGUCAAAUCUCUUUCAAAUGGACUUCGGAAUGAAAACGGUGCAGUUACCCUUGGAUCCAGACACUUCUUCAUUUAUAGGACCAGCUUCAAGGAUUAUAUAACUUGUGUUCAUUCCAGACUUUCAGCAACUUCGAGGCAGCCAGUCUUAAACAAUUUUGUUAGGAUUAUCUUCAACUGUUGCUGGAUUCCUUAACAAAGUGAAAGUUGGACAUCUAUCAUUUGAAUUGCUUUCUGUGUUUUUUUCCGUCACUGAUUUGUGCUACAGAUUUUAUUUCAUUAUUGCACAAGGUUCAAGGAUUCUUUUUUUGUCUUUCAAUGUCAAACUUUUUUCACUGAAUAAAAAUAAUUGAGUCAAGAAAACAGAUGUUUCCAAAAAAGAAAAAAACAAAUCCACUCUAUAUGUGUCUUGAGUUAUUCUUCAGAGUGCAAUAAAAAUGUGAAGCUA
Messenger RNA from Alligator sinensis (Chinese alligator), 10963 nucleotides. RefSeq names its product sortilin related receptor 1 (gene SORL1). The transcript has 48 exons. Bases 81 to 6410 code for a protein of 2109 amino acids. The record is from RefSeq and is a predicted model, not a curated record. Gene Ontology annotation, molecular function: protein binding. NCBI's taxonomy places the organism in Eukaryota, Metazoa, Chordata, Crocodylia, Alligatoridae. Gene Ontology annotation, biological process: protein retention in Golgi apparatus; post-Golgi vesicle-mediated transport; protein targeting to lysosome. Gene Ontology annotation, cellular component: membrane; Golgi apparatus.